Molecule: messenger RNA, 648 nt
Organism: Trichoderma atroviride IMI 206040
Lineage: Eukaryota; Fungi; Ascomycota; Sordariomycetes; Hypocreales; Hypocreaceae
Source: RefSeq, a predicted model, not a curated record
CACAUUCACGUAACGCACGUCUCGCCUUCGCGAUCAAUCCCCUCCUCUUAUUCCCCCAUAUAGGAGUCUGUGUGUCGUCGCUGCUUCUCGCGACCAUCAACGAGGGUUUCAAGAACGGCUGGCAGUUCUCCCGACGAUCCAUCAAUAAACUCACAUCGUCCCGGCCGACGACGCCUUCGAGCCUGCGAGCCAUUUAAUUACCGACUUCGGUCCAAUCCAACUCAUUAGUCAUUCUUUUUUAAUUUACGUACCGUUACGAUGCCUCAGUAUACCUCCCGUGAUGUCGGCGACCCGACCCAGAUCAAGAAGACGAAGCAGUCCAUGGCAGACCUCAAGCUUAGGCGCCUAACGGAGCUGAACAACAGGCUGCGUGAGGAUCUGGACCGGGAACGCAUUCCCGUCAGCACCGCCUCCAAGAGCAUAAUCGCGUACUGCAAUGGUACAAGAGAUUACAUGGUCCCUUCAGUAUGGGGAACUGUGCCCAAGGGCGAGGACCCCUAUGCACCACAACAAUCCGGCGGCUGCUGUGUUAUCAUGUAAUUCCGUUUCUCCCCAGAGGUGGAAGAAUGACCAUCGAUGACGUUUCAAUUGGGCGGGAUUUUUGACGCGGCUUUUUCACUUUUAUUUCUUCCUCUUGUGUGAUAUGGG